Vicia faba (fava bean) is the source of this 678-nucleotide messenger RNA. The record is from the annotation of a GenBank genome assembly. Lineage: Eukaryota; Viridiplantae; Streptophyta; Magnoliopsida; Fabales; Fabaceae.
AUGCCAAGGGGUAGACCUAAGAAAAAAGCUAAAGCAACGCAAUCGGCACCUGAACCGACGGUACCUGAACCCACACAAACUCACUUCAUGGACCACGAAAUCCAAUCAUUGGAGCGACAAAUCGGUGAGAUUAGGACUGUUAAGGAGGUUAAAACCAAACACUUGCUGGAAGAUUUGCGAUUGCUUCGCUCAAGUUUCACCGAGGAACAACUCCAGAAACCCGUGUUAGAGAUUUUUGAACAAACUCUUCCGAAUUUGUCCAUUGUCAAUGAUAAAGAGAGUAACAAAUGUGAUGUGACGUGGAAAGAUAAAGCGCCCAUGUCUAUGAGCAUGAACUAUGAUGAUGUGCAUACUUCAUUGUUUCAAAGGUUGUCCAUGGUUUAUCCUCACUGCCCCUCUUCAGUUCCUCAUUCUACUGGGAGAACAAGUUUUGUUGGUGCUGGUAAUCUGCAUUUGAAGGAUUUUGUUUUGGAGGAACUAUCUGAAGCUCAAACUUUAACAAUGCAAGAAGGUCUUGAGACUCCCGGAGUGAGUAGUCAGAGGAUGUCUGUUGGGAUGACGCCCAAAACACUCAGACUUCCCAAGCCUGGCGAGAUGCUUCUCUCUGUCCAUGGAUCACCCCUAGGUGCUUACAAGGACAAUAACAUGGAAGCCAUACAAGAGUCAGAAGAGAGUUGA